Messenger RNA from Entrophospora candida, 456 nucleotides. NCBI's taxonomy places the organism in Eukaryota, Fungi, Glomeromycota, Glomeromycetes, Entrophosporales, Entrophosporaceae. The record is from the annotation of a GenBank genome assembly.
AUGCUUGCAUACUUAUCAGAUAUUCAAUAUUGGAUUGAAAUCAGCCAUCCAAUCAUUCAAAUAUUAAAGAAUUACCUUAAUUCAUUUGAUGAAUACCCAGUGGAAAAUUUCCACAGUCUAGUUAGAAGACACACAGAUGCAAAGGCAUUAAUUCCAGAAUGUGGUGCAAUUUUUUUGUUAAGAUUUUUUGACAAUCUUUCAAAAAAUAUUGGAAAGUUUGAAAAAAAAUUGGAAGGUAAAAGAAUCAAAAAGUCUUACUGGUAUUUUCCAGGAAUUCCAAAAGGAUUUGCCAAAGGAGCAUUACCAUUAGGACACCAUUCAAAUCAACAUCCACAUCUUGAUUGUUUCUGUGAUGCAAUCAAAUGUGAAAAUCCUUAUUUAAUUAAUGGACCUGUUAAAUUAUGUAAUGAGUUUGAGCCACCUAUAAAUGAACUAUUACAAGAAGAAUCAAAUCAA